Molecule: messenger RNA, 1206 nt
Organism: Giardia duodenalis
Lineage: Eukaryota; Fornicata; Diplomonadida; Hexamitidae
Product: MRG family protein
Exons: 1
Coding region: 1-1206 (401 amino acids)
Biological process (GO): chromatin organization; regulation of DNA-templated transcription
Cellular component (GO): nucleus; histone acetyltransferase complex
Source: RefSeq, a predicted model, not a curated record
AUGAACGUUGGUGAUCAUGCAAUUCUCCAGCGGGGGAAGAUUUACUACCAUAUUGUAAUAGAAGAAAUAGAUAGUAAGCAAUCUAUUUCAGUUCGCUGGUUUGGCUACGAUCGGCUCUUCGACGUUCACUCUGGAGAGCUCAAUGAGUUCAGGAUAGAAUUUCUUUUGGCACACCCAGUGAUGUACAGCAAGAUGUCCAGGAAGUUUGUGGCACGCGUACUAAAAUCGGUUGAAUACCAGACCAAUGGAAAGACGCUUGUCUACUUUAAAGGAGAGACUAUCCCUGCAUCGGUAUUCAGAAAGCUAAGCCAGGAAGAGCGCAACACCAUGCCUCUUCAAGGAGAGAUAGACUACUCUGCGCUGAGCCCCGAUCAGGCCGUCAAUGUAUUCUUCAUCAAGCCAACCACCCUACCGUACAGUCGCACUGCCAUGGGUCAAUCGUCUUUUUCCUAUGAGAGCAUUCGGCGCGAGACUUGGACAACCAUGGUGCAUCCAGGAGACUCUGUCGCCAAGAGUAACCAGGUUAUGGGGAACGGGACAGCCUCAGAUUUGGAUUGCAAUAACAAGACGAGCGUAAUUCUUCCACUAGAAGUAUCUCACGUGUUGAUACAGCGCACAGCAAAGCUUAACAGAUUGGAGUAUUGCCAUAUCAAUCCCGAAUGCAACGGGGCCGAGCUCAUGCCAACAGAUCUUCUUCGGCGCUUGAUCUUCAGCGAGUACAUGUGUCAGAAGAAGAGGGUUCUCAAGCUUCCAGCACGCCACAGCAUACUUUCCAUAUUGGACCUAUUUCGGACCGAUCCUCUAGACAACUCUGCCAUAGAGCCAUCCAAGCUUUUCUUCCGGAGCCUUUUUGAGUCAAUAGUCUUGAAGCAGUUCGCAGCGAUGUACGCAAAUGGGUCUCUAUUUUAUGAAAACGAGGAGCCCCUCCUCUACUUUUGCAUGGACACACAGUCUUUGAAACAAUUCCAGUCGUCAAAUGACGCAUCUGUGCUGACUAUCUUUGGUGCAGAUCACCUGCUUCGUGUUCUAAUACAGUUUCCAGACAGAUUGAAGGAAAUGAACACUGACAUCAACUACCUUCUGAGUCGCUUUCUCCUCCUAUUGGACUAUCUGGCCGAGCAUCAAUACUUCUUUGCAGAAGCUUCGGACUACUGUGACCCUCGGCUCUGUGGUGAGCAGGAGCUGAAGACAAAAGUAAAAGACUAG